Molecule: messenger RNA, 1276 nt
Organism: Contarinia nasturtii (swede midge)
Lineage: Eukaryota; Metazoa; Arthropoda; Insecta; Diptera; Cecidomyiidae
Product: protein FAM50 homolog
Exons: 2
Coding region: 122-1201 (359 amino acids)
Biological process (GO): chromatin organization
Cellular component (GO): nucleus
Source: RefSeq, a predicted model, not a curated record
CACUUGGUCAAUUGAAGUGUCAAAAUAAUAAUUACUGUGUUUGUCAUCAAAGCAACAGCACGACUCUUUUUAGUUUUUUGUUUUCCUCUUGAAUUUAUCGCAACUGACAUAAACAACAAAAAUGGCACACUACAAAGGAGCCGCAAGUGAGGCUGGUCGAGCCAUGCAGCUCAUGAAAAAGAGAGAAAUCGCCCAGCAGGAAAUUGAAUUUCGUAAAAAGAAGAUCGAAGAAGAGCUCAAAAUAAACAAUAUUGAGAGUAAGUUUGCGACCCAUUACGAUGCCGUCGAACAACAGCUCAAAACAUCAACCAUUGGUUUGGUUACUUUGGAUGAAAUGAAAGCAAAGCAAGAGGAUAUUGUUCGAGAACGAGAAAGAAAAUUAGCCCAGAAAAAAGCCGAAAAAGAUCGAGAAAAGUUGCGUGCUCUAGAAGAAAAACAAGCUGAAAAGAAUAAACAACGCAAACAAAUUCAAGCAUUGUCAUUCAAUUUGGAUGAGGACGAAGAUGAAAAUGACGAUGACGACGAAGAUGGUGAUGAGGAAUCGAACGACAGCAGCAGCCAAUCGAGUUCCAAAAAAUCAAGCUCCUGGGCAACAGCUGAUGAGCCAAGCGAAGCACCAGCCUUUAAAAAAUUACGCAAAAAUCCUGAUGUGGAUACAUCAUUUUUACCAGAUCGUGAACGCGAAGAAGGUGAAAAUCGCUUGCGCGAAGAACUGCGACAAGAAUGGGUUGCACAACAAGCGUCAUUAAAAGAUCAAGAGAUACCAAUUACAUUCAGUUAUUGGGAUGGAUCGGGUCAUCGACGAUCAGUUACCAUGAAAAAGGGCCAUUCAAUCUAUCAAUUUUUACAAAAGUGUUUGGAAACGCUUCGCAAGGAGUUUAGCGAAUUGAAAACGGUUAUGGCCGAUCAACUAAUGUAUGUGAAGGAAGAUUUGAUAUUACCACAUCAUUACUCAUUUUACGAUUUCAUUGUGACCAAAGCGCGUGGUAAAUCGGGACCAUUGUUUCAAUUUGAUGUGCACGAUGACAUUCGUAUGAUCAGCGAUGCUACCGUUGAAAAAGAGGAAUCACAUGCAGGAAAGGUACUACUACGAUCAUGGUAUGAACGGAACAAGCAUAUAUUCCCGGCCAGUCGUUGGGAACCAUACGAUCCAGCCAAAACUUAUGAUAAAUAUACAAUUAAGGAUAAAAGCAAAAAGUAAUUAAGAACAUGCGAUGGCAUUUUUCUUUAAUUAGGCAUAAAUGGCAAAUAAAAUACUGUAUAAAAUAUAAUGGAA